GAACGGCUGACUUGGAUGUCCCAAGGCCGUGACUUUAAAAUUACAAUGAUCAGAGAGGAGAAAGAGAAAGGAAGAGACAGAAAGAAAAUCUCUUUUGUUUGUAACUCAAAUUUUUUAUGCUUCUUGUUCUAUUAUGCCUAAAGAAAGAGCCCCCAUCUCCACUCGCUUAAGAAACAAAGACAAGAACAACAAGUCUGAAGGCUUUUCUACUACGUCUGCACUGUCGGAAAACUUAACGUUUUCUCCAAGAGCGGAUCCCAACAUAUACAUGGACGAACUUCACUCUGACCUUUCGUUUGUCAGAGGCACUGAUCAACAACGAAAAGACUUUCUUCGCCAUGAGAAAAAACGUGCUGCUCAUGCUUACGGGAGCGCCUAUCAUCCUGCUGUCAAGCUAUCUACGUUCUAUGGGGCUCAAGUAUCCCCUCCCGUUGGCUCUAAACGCACUCAGCAUCAAUCAGCUGUAGAGACCAAAAGACCCAGGAUCAUUUUGACACAUUCUUCCUCUGUCAACGAGAAGAAAGAGAAUCGUUUAACAUUGCCUAUCGAUAAGCCAAUAGCCAAGCCAUUCAUGAGCGACAUAGAGAAGGAGAAUGAGUUUAGUCGUCGUCAGCGUCGAGUGUUUGUCCAUAGUCGAUACAUCACUAAUGAAGAAGGUCUCGCCUUGAUUAAAAGUAUAUAUCCUGAACUAGACUCCACAGCCACGAGUAAAUUGAUCACUUCCCUACAAGAGAACUUUGCCAGUUUUCGAAUUAAGCUUAAAAACUUAUUUAAUCAAAGACAAGCUACACUUAGAAUUACUGAAGAAAAGAUGUUAGAAGACCAAACAUCAGCUGAGAACAAAGUUAGAAAACUAGUCAGUGAAUCCAUGUUGAGAACAAUAUGGGCUCAUUGGGUUUCCUCUCCUGCCAUUGACGCUGCUGCCUUUUAUGCUAAUAAGCAGAACAGUGUUCUCCUCAGAACAGUGACUGUCAAGUUAAUCAUUAUCCACUUUAAAGAAUCGUAUCAUUUUAUCACGCCCAAGAAAGCACAUCAAUCCAUGCGCGAAAUAGAUUUAUUAACAAGAUCAUUGGAAUUACCAGACCCGCUUUACUGAGGAAGAUGGUGGUUGCACAUGCAUUUUUUGUAAAAAAUCAAUUAAAACAUAUUCCAUACGUCUUAGCUUUUUGUAAAUAUUAAUAAACAAGAAAAAACCCCCUCCCUUUU
Messenger RNA from Gilbertella persicaria, 1206 nucleotides. RefSeq lists its product as uncharacterized. Bases 134 to 1096 code for a protein of 320 amino acids. NCBI's taxonomy places the organism in Eukaryota, Fungi, Mucoromycota, Mucoromycetes, Mucorales, Choanephoraceae. The record is from RefSeq and is a predicted model, not a curated record. The transcript has 4 exons.